AACGCAAUCGUAAAAAUUAUACAUAGUAGUCGACUAUUGUUCUAUACCCAGUCUUCUCGUUCCCCACUUUGCCUUGCGACUUUUUCUUUUCUUCUUCAUAUGGUUCUCCUUUUACCGGCCUACAACAUAUCCCAGGUCGAGGCUCAUGUUCGUUCGCCGGUUUUCAUCUUGCUUUCCUUACUACACGCAGGUUCCCUUUCCGUCCUUCCUUGUUUUUUUCCCCUGCGCCCUACUUCCUUGGUUUUGGUUUAUGGUUUAUGACCUGCCCCCCCCCCCACCACACAGGCUUUCGUACGUCCUCUACUUAACAGCCGGGAGUCUGUACUAUUUAUUACGCAUUUUUUUAAUCUUGCUCUUCUGUCCAUCUGCUACACGUACUUGCACACUAACUAACUAUCUACAUGACUACUUAUUUAAUGUGCAGUGGAUUUUUGUCUUGUUCGACGUUGAUUGGCUGUUUCAAUGAUCCGGUCGUCUUCGCUUUGCCAAGUGUGAUCGGAUCGGAUCGAUGCUACGGUAUCCUGACAUGCACG
Molecule: messenger RNA, 533 nt
Organism: Suillus paluster
Lineage: Eukaryota; Fungi; Basidiomycota; Agaricomycetes; Boletales; Suillaceae
Exons: 1
Coding region: 146-466 (106 amino acids)
Source: RefSeq, a predicted model, not a curated record